This is a messenger RNA of Oryza brachyantha (malo sina), 1789 nucleotides long. Its product is annotated as protein tas. Lineage: Eukaryota; Viridiplantae; Streptophyta; Magnoliopsida; Poales; Poaceae. The coding region runs from base 267 to 1484 and encodes 405 amino acids. Gene Ontology annotation, molecular function: oxidoreductase activity. The transcript has 9 exons. The record is from RefSeq and is a predicted model, not a curated record.
UUUUACCGUUUCCGCCUUGCUAUCCAAACUGCGGCUCCGGCGGAGCCACGGGUACCGCACUGCCCGCCUUCUCCCCCUCCCGCCCGGCCCGCCCCCCGCAUCGCCUCCCCGCCGACGAACAGGCCCGACCCCGCCGCCGCGGCCUUCUCUUCUCCUCCACUCUGCAGCCUCCCCCAGUCCACGCGCGCAGCCGCACGGCCUCAUUCCACUCCACCGUGCGCUCUCCGUCUCCGCGAGAACUCGAAUAUUUCCAAGGAAUUUUCAGUAUGCAACAAAUGGCCAUAUCUGCAUUCACUGCAAACCCCUCCUCAUCCUAUGGCAAUACCUUGUCGGGGUUGUGCUCCCGCUGGCCUGAAAUAUGGCGCAGGAGACAGGUUAGUAGCGGGAUUCGGGAGCAGGCGCAAUCGCAGUUGCAGUACCGGAAACUGGGAGAUUCAGACCUUGUCAUCAGUGAGGUCACACUUGGAACAAUGACAUUUGGACAGCAAAAUACAGAGAAGGAAGCACACGAUAUUCUUUCCUAUUCUUUCGAUCAAGGUGUCAAUAUUCUUGACACCGCGGAAAUUUAUCCAGUACCAACCAGUAAGGAGACUCAAGGAAGUACUGAUCUGUAUAUAGGCAGGUGGAUGCAAUCAAAGCCACGUGAAAAGAUAAUUCUAGCCACAAAAGUUGCAGGUUAUUCAGAGCGAUCUCCUUAUCUUCGGGACAAUGGAAAAGUGGUUCGAGUUGAUGCUGCCAAUAUCAAAGAAAGUGUUGAAAAGAGUCUUUCCCGCUUAUCUACAGACUACAUUGACUUACUUCAGAUACACUGGCCAGAUAGGUAUGUUCCGCUAUUUGGUGAAUAUAGUUACAACCCAACCAAAUGGAGGCCAAGUAUUCCAUUUGAAGAUCAGUUGAGAGCUUUCCAGGAGCUAAUUGAUGAAGGAAAGGUUCGUUAUAUUGGUGUUUCCAACGAAACUUCCUAUGGAGUAAUGGAGUUUAUAAAUGCUGCAAAAGUUCAUGGACUUCCAAAGAUUGUGAGCAUCCAGAACAGUUAUAGUCUACUUGUGAGAUGCGACUUCGAAGUUGACCUUGUUGAAGUGUGCCACCCAAAUAACUGUAAUGUUGGGUUGCUUGCUUACUCCCCGUUGGCUGGAGGUGUUCUCACUGGAAAGUACCUUGAUGCUAACCCUGACAUAUCAAAGAAAAGCAGGCUAAAUCUCUUCCCUGGCUACAUGCAGCGUUACAACGCAUCGUUGGCUAAAGUAGCAACGGACGAAUAUGUGAAGCUUGCCAAGAAGCAUGGCCUAACUCCAGUCCAGCUCGCACUUGGCUUUGUGCGUGACCGUCCAUUCACAGCCAGCACAAUCAUCGGAGCAACCACCAUUGAUCAGUUGAAGGAGAACAUUGACGCGUUUACCAGCGCUCCACGGCCUUUGGCUCCAGAAGUUCUUGAUGGCAUCGAGUCUCUGUUCAAGAGAUACAAGGACCCAACAAUUCUGUAGGUGUUUACCCAUCAAUUUUUCCUAUGAAGAUCCAUCCAUCAACAGAUACAAGAGUCCAGAAAUAGAUGAGCUCUUUGUGGUUCUAUUACCAUACCAUCCAUGCCAACAAAGCAUGGAUUUGUCUCUUCUACUGACUUCAUGGUUUCCUGUCACAAAUGUAUGCACCGCAUAUCCAUCAGUAUUUUGCUGUGCUGCAGACGUUUUUUGUGAUCGAUCCAUACUGAUUUCAUAAAGGCAUUGAUAAGACACUGAUGUACAGGUUGAAAACUACAAGUGGAUAGAAAGGAAUACAUUCAACAGCUUCA